Molecule: messenger RNA, 372 nt
Organism: Mycena indigotica
Lineage: Eukaryota; Fungi; Basidiomycota; Agaricomycetes; Agaricales; Mycenaceae
Exons: 2
Coding region: 1-372 (123 amino acids)
Cellular component (GO): nucleus
Molecular function (GO): ATP binding; nucleic acid binding
Source: RefSeq, a predicted model, not a curated record
AUGAAAUUCACGUACCCGCUCCCAAAAAGAAAGCCAUUCCAGACAUGGAUUUCGUACCCAUUGCGAGCAUGCCUACUUGGGCAACCCACCUUCACUGUUCCACGCCUCCAUCCCGUCCAAAGCAAACUCUAUCCCAUUGCAUUUGGAACGGACGAGCCGAUCUUACUUUGUGCCCAGGCUGGUGCUGGAAAGACGAAUGUCGCUAUCCUCAACGAGCUCGGCAAACACCGCGACGAGGAGACAGGAAAAUUCGACCUUGAUGCCUUCAAAAUCGUUUACAUCGCCCCGAUGAAGGCGCUGACUAUAGCCUCCGCAAUGUCAGCCAUCAACACUUGUCCGACCAUCUGUCCGAAACGGUCGAAAACACGCUGA